AUGGAUCUAGCAAAUGCAGUUAAUGCAUUUAUCGCCUAUUGUAAGGCGGAAGCUCUUAAUAUUAAUUAUAAAAAAUCGAAAGUCCUCCACUUCACUCGCUCCCGUAAACUCAAGUUGGAGCCGCUUAAGAUCACAGGUGGCUACUUAGAAAAGGUAAAAGCCUUUAAAUAUCUAGGAUUAAUAUUCACCUAUAAUCUCUCCUGGACCACCCAUCUACAAUCUGCCUUUCUCGCUGCAACCACGACCUCUAACGCCAUUGUCCGAUUUUACCACCAGAAGGGCGGCAAACACCUUCCAGCAGCAAUUCAAAUAUUUAAUGCCAAAGUCGUCCCUAAAUUAUUAUAUGGAUGUGAAGUAUGGACUACAGCAAUAUCAGGUAACCUGGAUCGUCCACUUCAUAUGUUUCUGAGAUCUCUUUCCGGCGUCCCGAGAUGUGUCUCAGGUGCAGCCCUACGACUCGAGUUCGCCCAGCCUUCAAUUGCUAGGACGAGCAUGGAGCCGAGCCAUUUCCUACACCCUCCACCUAUUAGCAUCGGAUGCUCGAAUUAGAGGUGGCUUUUCCAAUCUGAUCCUAAGAGAUAUUCAUAAUUCCCCUUGGAAAACUACAAUUAACCUCAAAUUCCGCUCUCUUCUCAAUUUGAAUUGUAAAACUGUUCUUAACUUAGAGUGUAUCAGCCCGGUGGCCCUACCCCUAAUUAAAAAGAAACUACAGCAACUUGACUUCUCCAACACAGCUUCUUGUGCAAGAGGACCGUGUUCAGGCCUAGCCCUAGCUAUUCCACCCCUGAAGGGAUCCUCUAUACUGCUUCACAAUUUCUUCGGAGACUAAGCGAAGGGCUUUUACCUGUGCCCGUCUCAACUGUUUUCCUACAGCAGUUCUGUCGGGUCGUUAUUCCAGAGUUCCCAUCGCAAACAGAACAUGCUCCUGUAAUGACACGGCCCUGGAGACUAUGGAACAUGUAAUGCUCUUCUGUCCCAACUGGACAGAUGAAAGAUCUCGGUUUUUAACUCCACUCGUGAAUAAGUUCCAUCUCCCAAUCCAGCCUUGGAUAGUGUCCCUCCUUUUGCAGGAUUCUGAUUGUUGGAUUACUGAGAUGACAGCUAACUUCCUGCUUAGUGUGAUGAAGAGGAAAGCGGCACUAACUUCUUCCUUAACACCACAGAUGCAGUCGAUACGCCGCACAACCGAACGAAGUUCCAAGUAG
Podarcis lilfordi (Lilford's wall lizard) is the source of this 1205-nucleotide messenger RNA. Lineage: Eukaryota; Metazoa; Chordata; Lepidosauria; Squamata; Lacertidae. The record is from the annotation of a GenBank genome assembly.